ACGUACACCCGCGACGGUUGUGAGUAGAAGUGAAGAAACACAUUCAGGUUAAAACACUGAAUAAUUCAAACAUUAACGCGUAUUAUAUCGCGUUUGAUCGUUAUCUUUGUGCUGGAGUGUCGCCGUGUCGGCCCGCGUUGAAUAUUCAUGAUCUGCCGGGAGGUGAUGAACACCGCUCAGGGUUAGAGUGACGCAGCAUCAUGACUCUGGCCCCUAAGGAUCUGUCUAAUCUGCUGGGCAUCAUGUCGGAGGAUGCGUGCAGCAGUAGUUUCGAGCAGCUCUCCUCCGCGUUCCACCAUUGUUUCGGGAAGGCGGAGCACUUCGGCGUGGGCUCGGUGCUGGUGAUGUUGCUGCAGCAGCCGGAUCUGUUACCCAGCGCUCCGCAGCGGCUGACGGCGCUCUAUCUGCUGUGGGAGAUGUACCGCACCGAGCCGCUCGCCGCCAACCCCUUCGCCGCGGUGUUCGCUCAUCUGCUGAACCCGUCCAGCGCCGCGGAGGAGCAGGAGAAAACACUGUCAGGUUUCCUACCACCCAUCACACUGCCAGAGAAGUUCUUCCUGUCUCAGCUGAUGCUGGCGCCUCCACGAGAACUCUUCAAGAAGACCCCGAGACAAGUGUCCUGCAUGGACAUCACUUCCACACCGCAGACUAUAGACAUCAGCGGCCUGCAGCUCGCACUCGCCGAGCGUCAGUCAGAGUUGCCCACUCAGAGUAAAGCCAGUUUUCCCAGCCUGCUCAGCGACCCGGAUCCAGACUCCUCCAACUCUGGCUUCGACAGCUCCGUGGCCAAUCAGAUCACAGAGUCUCUAGUGACAGGACCACGCCCUCCUCUGGAGAGUCACUUCCGGCCUGAGUUCAUCCGCCCCACUCCGCCGCUGCUGGUGUGUGAGGACGAGCUGUGCUGGCUGAACCCCUGUGAGCCGGAGCACCGUGUGCAGUGGGACCGCUCUAUGUGUGUGCGCAACGGCACUGGUGUGGAGAUCAAACGCAUCAUGGCCAAAGCCUUUAAGAGUCCACUGUCAGCGGCGCAGCAGACACAGCUGCUGGGCGAGCUGGAGAAGGACCUGAAGCUGGUGUACCACAUCGGCCUGACCCCCGCCAAACUGCCGGACCUGGUGGAGAACAACCCUCUGGUGGCCAUCGAGAUGCUGCUGAAGCUGAUGUCCUCCAGCCAGAUCACAGAGUACUUCUCUGUGCUGGUCAACAUGGACAUGUCCCUGCACUCCAUGGAGGUGGUCAACAGAUUAACGACAGCAGUGGAUCUUCCUCCAGAGUUCAUCCACCUCUACAUCUCCAACUGCAUCUCCACCUGUGAGCAGAUCAAGGACAAAUACAUGCAGAACCGUCUGGUGCGUCUGGUCUGUGUGUUCCUGCAGUCUCUGAUCCGCAAUAAGAUCAUCAACGUUCAGGAUCUGUUCAUCGAGGUUCAGGCCUUCUGCAUCGAGUUCAGCCGCAUCCGUGAGGCCGCAGGGCUGUUCCGGCUCCUCAAGACACUCGACAACGGAGAGACGCCGGCCGAGGGCAAGACCAGCAAAUGAUGGAGCGCUUCCUGAACACACACACCGCUGAACUGAUCUGCUUUAUGCUUUUUAUUUAUGUGCAGGAGUCGUGCAGAAACAGCCUGACUGUGCUAAAUCUCCAUGAAGACGAGCAUUCACUGAUGACUGAGGUAUGAUGAUGACGACUCCUGUAGUCAUGGCUCAUCACUGACUCAGCGUUUUCAUAUUCGCUCAACCAAAACUCUGCAGAUUCAGUAUUUGGGAAUAUGGCUUUCAGUAACUCUGAGAGUGUCUGAGCUGAAUCCUUUAUUAACGGCGCUCAGUAACUCCAUUUCAUUUGUGUAUAUUUUCUCAAUAAACAACGUUUCAAAGCA
Molecule: messenger RNA, 1873 nt
Organism: Danio rerio (zebrafish)
Lineage: Eukaryota; Metazoa; Chordata; Actinopteri; Cypriniformes; Danionidae
Gene: cnot11
Product: CCR4-NOT transcription complex, subunit 11
Cellular component (GO): CCR4-NOT complex; cytoplasm; nucleus
Source: RefSeq, marked provisional